GGCCCUGGAGGGGGUGGCGGACUGUAGAAGACAGAGAGCCCCCUCACUCCUCUCUGCGGCUGUAGCAGCGGUAACUAAGGUCACCACCCAGCGGGACCAUGUCGGACAAGCGGCCUGUGGCGACCGACGCAAAAGGCCGGCGGCUGCCGGACACCUUCAGUGAAAGCCCCAGUAAGGGCCUUGGUUGCUGUGGAUGGAUUCUAGUGAUUAUAUCCUUCAUCUUCAGUUAUUACCUUCCCAUUCUCAAUUUGGAUGUGCAUAAAGAUCAUAAAGGAAUAUGAAAGAGCCAUCAUCUUCAGAUUGGGUCGAAUUUUGCAGGGAGGAGCCAAAGGGCCAGGGCUCUUCUUUAUCUUGCCCUGCACUGACAGCUUUAUCAAAGUGGACAUGAGGACCAUUUCAUUCGAUAUUCCUCCUCAAGAGAUUCUCACCAAGGAUUCUGUGACUGUCAGUGUGGAUGGAGUGGUUUAUUACCGUGUCCAGAAUGCCACCCUGGCCGUGGCCAACAUCACCAAUGCGGACUCGGCCACGCGCCUCCUGGCACAGACAACCCUGAGGAAUGUCCUUGGCACCAAAAAUCUCUCUCAGAUCCUCUCUGACCGGGAGGAGAUUGCCCAUAACAUGCAGGCCACCCUGGAUGACGCCACUGAUGACUGGGGGAUAAAGGUGGAGCGCGUGGAGAUUAAGGAUGUGAAGUUACCUGUGCAGCUGCAGAGAGCCAUGGCCGCCGAGGCUGAGGCUUCCCGGGAGGCCCGCGCCAAGGUCAUUGCUGCUGAAGGGGAGAUGAAUGCUUCUCGGGCCUUGAAAGAAGCAUCCAUGGUCAUCACCGAGUCCCCCGCCGCUCUCCAGCUACGCUACCUGCAGACCCUGACAACCAUUGCUGCGGAGAAAAACUCAACCAUUGUCUUUCCGCUGCCCAUAGACAUGCUCCAGGGUAUUGUGGGGGCAAAGCACUAGGCUAGCUUAAAGCCGAGCUGUCCAGAAGGAAGGCUGAGCUGGGGACUCAAAGUAGCCUCUAGCCUGUAAAGAGUGAAUGAGGUGAAGGAGAUUUCCCCACUUCCUCCUCCUUCCUCUUCUGCUUUCUGUCUUGUUAUGCUGAGUUUGACAUGCUUAGAUUAUCUAGUGAUCAUAAGAACAAGCCAAUGAGUAGUUAGCUUUGGUAACUUGAAAGAGAUAAGACAGCUGGAUGAUUUAUGGUAUCUUACACUUUUCAUGCUUCUUGAUAAUCCUUUUGUAGCUCAAAUACUUCUUUUGGUUGAGUUGGCCCAUUGCUCAUCUUGGCAGCCCAGGGAAAGGGCAAGUACUGACUGAUCUUCCAGUCACUCUCCCCCCUUCCCCUUACCACAUUUACUCAGUCUAGAAAGUGGUCUCAGCAUGUAAUAAAAUUCAGAGUAUUAGAACCUGAAACAGUAGAGCUGAAAGGGACCUUUAGAGAUCCUGAGUGUGUCGGACCAAAUGAUCUUUAAGGCACCUGCUAGUUCCAGGUCUACAAUCUAGUUCAGCCCCUUUAUUUUACAUGGGAAGAAAUUGAGGCCCAGAAAGAAGAAAAGGUGUUCCUAAAGCCACACAGCAAAGGAGUAGCAAAGCCACUGGGAUCCUCGGUCUCUUGACAGCAGGCUGGGGUCCUUUCUGCCUCCUGCUGUGAGAGAGGGCUUGAUUCCAAACCCUACACUAGUUGUCUUACUGCUUUCUCUGCAAAGGACCAUGUCUGUGGUCCCUUUUCCCAACCUCCCUUGUUCCUUACAAACACAAACCAUCUUUUGAACUCGGUCCCCUUUCUUGAAGGAGGCCUCUUGCUUCUUCAGCAUGGAGAAGGACUAGAGCAUUUAGCCCCUGCCCUUGGUACUAGAGAUGGCUGUAUUCUGCUGCCCUGCAAGAUGUCACUGGCCUCUCAUUGCCAUGGCUGCAGCCUGGGUAGUCAUGGAGAUGAUAUCAUCAGAGCCCCAUUUAUGCCAUUCAGAAAGAUUAAGCUAACCUUUCUAAACCUCUCAAAGCCUUUUACGGAUCUGCCAUCAUUUCUAUCCUUUUCAAAAUGAAGUUUGUUUUUGGUUGGGUUUUUUUUUUAAUUGAUCUGAGCCUCUUUGGUGAAUGAGCAAUGUGUUGGCCUUCUUACAAAGCAGCUGAAGCCCCUUCCCAGAAGUGCUUUAUUAUCUCAGACUUGCCUAUCUUCAAGCAUCAGGUUUAAAAUAGUUUUUGUAUUGUGACUUUUUUAAAUGAACCUUUCUCUUAACUUCUCUAAGCCAAUUUUUGUGGAUCUCUUUCUGAACCUUUAGAACUCAAUGUGGUUGUCUUUUGAAAAAAAGUUACAGGAAGACAAUGUACUUUACAGACAUCAUGAUUCAUAUUAUAUAUAUCCCAGUGAAGUGUCCUUGGUUUAUAAGUACUUAUGGAACAGUUUCCCUUACCUAUUAUAAGAGUAUGCUGAGGGUUCUGUGGAUGGGAGCAGCCUCAGGGUUAAAGGGGGAGGCCCAGGAAACAACUCCCAGAAAUUAGAUGUUUAAAAUUUGUAAAUGAAAACUUCAAUUCCAUUUCAGGCUGGCUCUUCACCUUUUUCCCCAUCAUGCAUUUCACCCUGAAAAAAGAGUCUAUUUCACACCUCUGUGAGGUUUGGGCCCAACCUGAAAACAUUCUGGAAUAGAGGGUUUUUUACAGUUUUCUGUGGUUCCAAUUCUCCAGUUUAGAUGUAGUCAUUUAUUCCCCUUUUUAAUUUGCCAUCAUUUUUUUUCUUUCUUCCAGUUAAAGACUUUUAAAAUUUUUUCUUUGUGAGUCUCUGGGCUUUUUUCUUUUUUAAAUAUAGAUUAUAAAAUUCAUAGAUAUAUUUUUUUAAUUUAAAGUUUUUAUUUUUUUGUUAAUCCAAUUCUAAAAAAGCUUUCCUACCCUUCCCCAUCCCCCCAUCUCUCACCCUUUAAACUGGUCUGUUGACCAAGGAAACUAUAUGUGCUAUUUCUCUGUCUCACAUUUGUAGAAUUUACUGUUUUCCCUGGUUACUUUAAAUCUAGGUCCCAAGCUGCCUUUCCUUGUCUGUUUUAGAGAUAGCAAGAGCAAUAGCUUUGGGUGGAAUAUCUUGUUAGGGAUUGGCCUGUGGAAGCUGAAGAUGAAGGAUUCUCUCAAGGGAGCCUUAAUAAAUUGUUGUGUGCCUCUUU
Messenger RNA from Sarcophilus harrisii (Tasmanian devil), 3140 nucleotides. RefSeq names its product stomatin (gene STOM). The record is from RefSeq and is a predicted model, not a curated record. Gene Ontology annotation, cellular component: plasma membrane. Lineage: Eukaryota; Metazoa; Chordata; Mammalia; Dasyuromorphia; Dasyuridae. Bases 253 to 954 code for a protein of 233 amino acids. The transcript has 7 exons.